Oncorhynchus kisutch (coho salmon) is the source of this 8690-nucleotide messenger RNA. Its product is annotated as TP53-binding protein 1-like. Gene Ontology annotation, cellular component: nucleus. NCBI's taxonomy places the organism in Eukaryota, Metazoa, Chordata, Actinopteri, Salmoniformes, Salmonidae. Gene Ontology annotation, biological process: DNA damage checkpoint signaling; positive regulation of transcription by RNA polymerase II. Gene Ontology annotation, molecular function: histone binding. The record is from RefSeq and is a predicted model, not a curated record.
GAGCCAGAAGCGUCCCAGAUCAAUCAUAACCAUCCUUAUGUGUAGUUUUACGGCGAAAGGGGGAUGGGCUAAUGAAAUUAUUGGGCUAGUUGUUGGACCACCAAGCAGCUACGCUACCUGCCAUAACCCGAUGGAUCCUAGCGGAAGUGACCUGGAUUCGAGUCUGCCCCAUGCAGAGAACCCGUGCCUGAUCGUGGAGGACUCCCAGCCCGACAGUGCGGCACUGGAGGACGACCCGGACAGUAGCUACCGCGCCUUGCUCGCCCGCCGCUUGUCCAGCCUGCAGCCUGCCACCUCCCACAGCCCUGUACUGGAGCUGAUGUCCUCUCCGGCAGGAAACCGAUACUCUGAGACAGACAGCCAAUCAGAGAGGGUCCAGAACAACAAUCACAACGGGCCAGUCAACCAGGAGGAAAGUCAAGUCCUAGAAGUUUGCUCCAAUACAAGGAGGUGUUCUACAGAAGACAUGGCCACGGAGUCUGGGGCGGACUCCACUACACACUGCGCCCAGCCUGAAGGGGGAGUGUCCAAGUUAGAUUUUCUGGAGCUUUCUGAGUGCCAGGGUCCAGGUGACGUGGUGGGGAACAGUCAGGAGGAGGAGAGCCCUACUGCUGCCCAGACAGACAGCCAGAGACACAACCAGCCAGGUGAACAGAAGAACACAACCAGGGGCUUGCCUUCAGGCAGUCAGGACAGAAAAUCCAAGAGGUCGGAGGUGAGCUCUAGCAGCUCGUCGGAGCCCCUGGGUCGUGCUGGCCGGGAACUGAGUGUCCAGGCUUUGCUCCACUCCCAGGGCCUGCAGGCCUCUGAGGACCAGGAUCCCAAAGGGGACGACUCUGAGCUGCUGUCCUCUCAGGAGGACCUCUUCGACACUGACAAGACAGGCACAGGGGUGGACAGCACAAUGUCAGAGGCAGAGAACCAAGGCGUGCCCACCCUGACCCCUGCCCACACCCUGCGUCUGCUGCACCUCUCUGGGCAGGGCACCCUGGUGCAGGAGAGCCUCUCCCAAAACUCUGAGUUUGUAGCACCCACCCAGGAAAACUUGAGCCAAACACCUUUCAUCGUCCCCAAUUCACCGACAGGACAAGAAAAUGAACUGGGUGCCGACGAACCAAUGGACACGUCUAUGCCUCCGGAGGACCAAUCGGAUGGUAAGGAGGAGGAGCCAAUGGACAUGGACCCAGCUCCUAAGUCACACCCCUCAGCAUCCACCCCAGUAUCCCAGAACUCCCCAGGUUUUGUGUUGGAGAGGACCCUCUCUCUGCCUACCCAGCCUGAGUUCUCUCAUGAUGUAUUUGUCCCAACCCAGAGCCAAGAGGCUGGAAGCAGUAGCAUAGCUCCACAAGAGACGCACAGCAGGAAAGUGACAUCAUCAUCCCAACCCACAGCACUGGAUUCAAGCUCACCCAAGAUGGCCGCUGCACCCACCCAGUCCAAAGCACCCACAACAACUGACCGAGAACACUCUGUGACUGAUUCUUUCCAACUGGAGCUGUCUGUGAAUACUCAGAGCUGUAGUCUGGCCCAGCAGGCUUCCAUGCAGGCUGGGGGGAAGGAUGUCGAGGAGGACAGUCAGGCUACACAGAUAGAAGAAGGUCUGGACGGACGCCUACAGAUAGACACCAGUGACUCUGUGAUUUCACGUAACAGCCAGAAGAGGGAAAGUAACGGGGUCCCCUCUGACCCAAAAACACCUGCUAUUUUGCCUAAAGUUCCUCAGGUGCCUGACUUACUGAAGACUAGCGGGGAAAGUACCAGGAGAGAGGAAUGUAACACUUCACAGAAGUCUGACACGCACAAACAGACAACCUUGAAUGUACGCAACAUGAAUAUAGGCGACGAUGGUAUCAAUGUGACCAAAACGGAGAGUUCUCAGAAGCAGGAUGCCAAGGCCUCUUCCCCCUCUCCUUCCUCCCAACAGAAGCUUGAAACCAUAGACUUAUUCACCCCUAGCAGCUGUGUGCAGGAGACGCCUUCUUCCUCGAAUAGCGCUGCCUGUAGUUUAGCCUCCCUGUCUCAGUCUCAAUCCCAGUCUGUUUUCCCACAGAUGUCUCACGUGGGAUCAGUGAAGGCUCUCUCUCCGAGUCCAGGUGUUUGUGUAGACUCCAGAAGAGAUGGAGGAGGAAGGAGAGACAUAGGAGAAGCAGGAGGAGGGGGAAGCCCGACGAGCUCACAGAAAAACAGGGACCCGUCUAAAUCCAUACAGUCUUUAUCGCAGGAGCGUGGAGGCACUGCUACCAACAGCCUAAAGGAGAAAAACAAAGCAGAUGAAGAAGGGAUAGAGGAGGGGGGAGAGAAGCAGCACGACAGCACGUUGGGGCCUGAGGGCUCAGGCCUCUAUCUGUCUCUCUCUCAGAGCCAGGUGCUUUCUCCAGAGCCCAUGGAGGAAGAAGAGGAGGAAAAAAUAGGGAAGUUCCCUGUCUCGCACUCCAGGAGUGAGGGAGGAGUAGGAGAGGAGGAGAGCUGCAGCAGCAUCAUUGUGCUGGAGGAGAGUGAGAGGAGCUCCCAGCUACUGGAGAAGGAAGUUAAGUCGCCGUCUAACAUGGGCACGUCUCAGCCAGUGGCAAGCCGGCGGGGGUCAGUGUCGUCCAAUGGCACAGGGUCACAGCUGAAGGACACCCAGCUGGUACCAAUCGGACUCACCCAGGCUGAUAAGGAAGGGUCUAGGGAAGCAGAGGGGCUCCGAGACAAGAGCCUCAGUGACAGCUCUGGAGAGAUUCCAUUCCACUUCACUCUCCCCAAAGAAGGCGAGCUGAUUGGCCCUCCUGUGAGUGCCACUCCCCCUCUGAUCAGCCAGUUGAAGCAGACACCAAGACACAGCACUCCGAUUGACAUGACUUCCUUCUCUGAGAAGUCCGCGGCGGUGGGUGAUGUUUCCACGGAGACGGCGAUGGCGACCAGUGAAAUCACGGCGGGGGAGAGUGGCGAGGACACGGCCGACGGGGCUGAUGGGAAACUGAGUUUGCGGAUGAAGCUGGUGACCCCUGUGGAGGAGGGCAGCUCAGAACACUUCAGCCUGCAGAAGCCACCGCAAUCAGACGAGGAAGGCUCUGUCUCCAAGGUUACCACCGUUGUCAAGGCUGUAACCAGAGGGGAACUGUUCAGCUCACCCUCACAGCAGAAAAGCUCCCAAAGACCCUCCAUCCCCUCUCUCUCCCUGGAAUGCAUCAGCCUCCCCAACAGCCAAUCCGAGCCCCUCUCCAGCCCCCGCCAGGAAGUGAAGCAUAUGUUGCCAUUGGGGCUCAGAGAGAAAGAGCCUCUGCUGAACCAUCCACCCCAGGCCUUCCAGCAAGCCGCUGCCAUCAGACAGAGGGCCGUGUCCCAACAGACAAGCUUUGACAACACCAUCUCUCCCAGUUCACCCAGUAAGCUUUGUCAGAGAGUGGCGUUUCAGCAGACCAGCUUUGAAGCGGCUGGCCCCAGGUCUCCAGCAGCCAGCGGCGAGCCAGAGACCCCACCCUCGAGGGCAGCUGCUGGUCCCGCCCAUCGCAGACACGUGCGGACCAUUCAGGAAGUGCGGACGACGGUCACACGCAUCAUCACAGACGUGUACUACGAGGCGGGAGAGAGGUGGACUGAGUCGGAGGAGCCGGUGGUGGACAGCCGUGUGUUGGAAAGCGACAUCUCUCCAUGUCGCACCGGCAGCUCCAUGACCUCCGGUGACCUGGGUGAUGUCAGCUCUCUGUCCUCCAAAGCUUCCAGCCUGCAGCACAGCUCCGGGGGCACCAGCAUAGUCACGGGUCCUGCCCAGAGGGGCCCCGAGUUUAUCAUGCCGCCCAGCCGAGGGGCCAAGUCUGCCAGGUACUGUAUGCAUGCAUAUCCCCAGGAGGGGGAGUGGGCCACAGCAGAGGGGCCACAGGGGUCAAACGGCAGGGUCAGAGUUCAUGAGAGAGAGAGUUCAAGGACUCCAUGGGUCACGGGCCUUCACCCCAUUGACGCCCCGCGGAAGAGCCAGGAGGGGCAGACCUCCGUCCCGCUCACCCCUGUCCAGGGGGUGCCGGGGGUCCCUCGUGCCAAUGCCCGCGGCACCACUGUGUCCUUCCUCCGAGGGAUGAGGCCCUACACCCCCUGUGUCCCCACCCCGCACAUCCCAGACAGCCCCAGUGAUGAAAGCAGCCCCCAGCUGGGAGCAGCUUCGUGGGGCUUCCGCGUGGUGGCCAACGUGGUCCAGCAAUGGCUACUUUCUACUUCCGCCCGCAUCACCAAGGACCUGGGCGAGGGGCGUUACCGGCUGCUCUUCGAUGACAGCUAUGAGUGCGAGGUCACGGGCAAGGACAUCCUGCUGUGCGACCCCAUCCCCCUGGACACUGAGGUCACGGCACUGCUGGAGGACGAGUACUUCAGCACAGGUCGAGUGAAGGGCUACAAGAAGGAGGGCAAGGACUUGUUCUACAGUGUGGAGAAGCAGGGCCAGACUACAGCUGUAGAGAGGGAGGGCCAGACUACAGCUGUAGAGAGGGAGGGUGCCGACGAACCAAUGGACACGUCUAUGCCUCCGGAGGACCAAUCGGAUGGUAAGGAGGAGGAGCCAAUGGACAUGGACCCAGCUCCUAAGUCACACCCCUCAGCAUCCACCCCAGAUGUAUUUGUCCCAACCCAGAGCCAAGAGGCUGGAAGCAGUAGCAUAGCUCCACAAGAGACGCACAGCAGGAAAGUGACAUCAUCAAUCCCAACCCACAGCACUGGAUUCAAGCUCACCCAAGAUGGCGCUGCACCCACCCAGUCCAAAGCACCCACAACAACUGACCGAGAACACUCUGUGACUGAUUCUUUCCAACUGGAGCUGUCUGUGAAUACUCAGAGCUGUAGUCUGGCCCAGCAGGCUUCCAUGCAGGCUGGGGGGAAGGAUGUCGAGGAGGACAGUCAGGCUACACAGAUAGAAGAAGGUCUGGACGGACGCCUACAGAUAGACACCAGUGACUCUGUGAUUUCACGUAACAGCCAGAAGAGGGAAAGUAACGGGGUCCCCUCUGACCCAAAAACACCUGCUAUUUGCCUAAAGUUCCUCAGGAGAGGAGGGAGAAGCUGCAGCAGCAUCAUUGUGCUGGAGGAGAGUGAGAGGAGCUCCCAGCUACUGGAGAAGGAAGUUAAGUCGCCGUCUAACAUGGGCACGUCUCAGCCAGUGGCAGCCGGCGGGGGGUCAGUGUCGUCCAAUGGCACAGGGUCACAGCUGAAGGACACCCAGCUGGUACCAAUCGGACUCACCCAGGCUGAUAAGGAAGGGUCUAGGGAAGCAGAGGGGCUCCGAGACAAGAGCCUCAGUGACAGCUCUGGAGAGAUUCCAUUCCACUUCACUCUCCCCAAAGAAGGCGAGCUGAUUGGCCCUCCUGUGAGUGCCACUCCCCCUCUGAUCAGCCAGUUGAAGCAGACACCAAGACACAGCACUCCGAUUGACAUGACUUCCUUCUCUGAGAAGUCCGCGGCGGUGGGUGAUGUUUCCACGGAGACGGCGAUGGCGACCAGUGAAAUCACGGCGGGGGAGAGUGGCGAGGACACGGCCGACGGGGCUGAUGGGAAACUGAGUUUGCGGAUGAAGCUGGUGACCCCUGUGGAGGAGGGCAGCUCAGAACACUUCAGCCUGCAGAAGCCACCGCAAUCAGACGAGGAAGGCUCUGUCUCCAAGGUUACCACCGUUGUCAAGGCUGUAACCAGUGUCCCUGUCCCCAGCCCCCUGCACAGCUCCUCUGUGUUCAGCAGGGUGAGGGAGGCCCACAGACAGGUGAUGGAGGACCAGGCCGAGGCCCAUCCCAGUGACCCUGGAACCCCUGUCAGAGGGGAACUGUUCAGCUCACCCUCACAGCAGAAAAGCUCCCAAAGACCCUCCAUCCCCUCUCUCUCCCUGGAAUGCAUCAGCCUCCCCAACAGCCAAUCCGAGCCCCUCUCCAGCCCCCGCCAGGAAGUGAAGCAUACGUUGCCAUUGGGGCUCAGAGAGAAAGAGCCUCCUGCUGAACCAUCCACCCCAGGCCGUCCAGCAGUGAAAACACCACAAAAAGGCACCGCAGCUGGGGAUAGAGAGCCGUGUGGGCCCCUGGAGCCAUCCACCCCCACCAGAGCCGCUGCCAUCAGACAGAGGGCCGUGUCCCAGCAGACAAGCUUUGACAACACCAUCUCUCCCAGUUCACCCAGUAAGCUUUGUCAGAGAGUGGCGUUUCAGCAGACAAGCUUUGAAGCGGCUGGCCCCAGGUCUCCAGCAGCCAGCGGCGAGCCAGAGACCCCACCCUCGAGGGCAGCUGCUGGUCCCGCCCAUCGCAGACAUGUGCGGACCAUUCAGGAAGUGCGGACGACGGUCACACGCAUCAUCACAGACGUGUACUACGAGGACGGGAGAGAGGUGGACUGUAAGGUCACUGAGGAGUCGGAGGAGCCGGUGGUGGACAGCCGUGUGUUGGAAAGCGACAUCUCUCCAUGUCGCACCGGCAGCUCCAUGACCUCCGGUGACCUGGGUGAUGUCAGCUCUCUGUCCUCCAAAGCUUCCAGCCUGCAGCACAGCUCCGGGGGCACCAGCAUAGUCACGGGUCCUGCCCAGAGGGGCCCCGAGUUUAUCAUGCCGCCCAGCCGAGGGGCCAAGUCUGCCAGCCCCAGGAGGGGGAGUGGGCCACAGCAGAGGGGCCACAGGGGUCAAACGGCAGGGUCAGAGUUCAUGAGAGAGAGAGUUCAAGGACUCCAUGGGUCACGGGCCUUCACCCCAUUGACGCCCCGCGGAAGAGCCAGGAGGGGCAGACCUCCGUCCCGCUCACCCCUGUCCAGGGGUGCCGGGGUCCCUCGUGCCAAUGCCCGCGGCCAACCACUGUCCUCCUCCGAGGAUGAGCCCUACACCCGCCUGUGUCCCACCCCGCACAUCCCAGACAGCCCAGUGGUCCCCAGCCACUCCUCCACAUCUCUCCUCACCACCAUUUCCCAAGAUGAAAGCAGCCCAGCUGGGAGCAGCUUCGUGGGGCUUCGCGUGGUGGCCAAGUGGUCCAGCAAUGGCUACUUCUACUCAGGCCGCAUCACCAAGGACCUGGGCGAGGGGCGUUACCGGCUGCUCUUCGAUGACAGCUAUGAGUGCGAGGUCACGGGCAAGGACAUCCUGCUGUGCGACCCCAUCCCCCUGGACACUGAGGUCACGGCACUGCUGGAGGACGAGUACUUCAGCACAGGUCGAGUGAAGGGCUACAAGAAGGAGGGCAAGGACUUGUUCUACAGUGUGGAGAAGCAGGGCCAGACUACAGCUGUAGAGAGGGAGGGCCAGACUACAGCUGUAGAGAGGGAGGGCCAGACUACAGCUGUAGAGAGGGAGGGCCAGACUACAGCUGUAGAGAGGGAGGGCCAGACUACAGCCACUACAGCUGUAGAGAGGCAGUGGUACAGCCGCAGUUCUGUCAUCCUGACCAUGGAGCAAGGCAACAGGCUGAGAGAACAGUACGGCCUGGGACCCUACGAGCCCUCCACACCCCUGGCCAAGGCCUCUGAUAUCAGCCUGGAUAACCUGGUGGAGGGGAAGAGGAGACGCAGGGGGAUCACAGGGGGGGCCAGCCCCCUCACCCCUGGCCCCUCUGGGAAGAGGAAGCUGAUCAGCUCUGAGGACAGGGACAGGACCCCGGCUAAGCGAGGCCGCAGAGGGGGAGCCAGAGCCGGCCAGCGGGUUGGUGUGUGUAACACCUCAGGCAGUGGCACCGACCUGCCCUGGGACCAUAGUGACCUGGCGGAGACUCACGGCCCGCUGCCCCAGAGUGCAUCUCUCUUCCUGGGCUUUGCCUUCAUGCUGACCGCAUCAUCAGAGAGCGACCGCCAGACCAACCAGACAAUCAGCGAUGGCGAGGAGGAGUAUGUGCAGACGGCCCCCUAUCACAAACGCUACACUGAGACCCAGCUGGAGGCCGGAGCAGGCUUCAUCCUCAACGACUUCAACGAGGAACAGUGCAAGGCGGCCUAUCAGAGCCUGCUGAUCACCGACCAGCAUAGCCGAACCAGGAAGUACCUGCUGUGUGUGGCCAGUGGCGUGCCGUGUGUGUCUCACAUCUGGGUGAGGGACUGUUGCAAGGAGGGCAAGCUGCUCAACUACAGGAACUACCUGCUGCCCGCAGGAGUGGGCCCUGACGAGCGCAUAGUGGAAUGGCAUCCGCGCUGCAGCCCGUUUAAGGCCCUGCGGGUCCUGUUGGUAUUUGAGGAGCCGGCGGAGCUGUGGUCUGAGCUGCUGAUGAUGAGUGGAGCUUCCUCUGUGAGACAGCAUCAAGCAGAAAAGGACAGCUCUGACAUUCCUGUGGGCAAGUUUGAUGUGGUGGUCACAGACCGCACCUGUCCUCCAUUGGUUCUGAAGAGUGUGACAUCACAGGACAUACCCAUGGUGUCGCCCGAGUGGCUAAUCCACAGUCUGAUCUGUGGGGAGCGCCUGGGUUACCAUAGCAACCCCCAAUAUCAUCAUGACUACACAUCCCCACCCUCAUCCUAAUCCAAGCCUCCCUUCGCACACAAAGGUUUAUUGUAGGUAGAAGAUGCCCUUAUCCUCAGAUCUGGGAUCAGUUUCCCAACUCGCAAUCAUAACCAUUAUGAGGGGUGAUAUGACCCUGUGUCAGUGCUUAGGAGCAACUUGUACCUACAUACACACCGUCAACCACGUUAAAUGUAUUGUCAGUUCUAUUGCAUGCUACUGUAUAUAGUUUUAACCUGUCUGUUUUUAUGGAAUAAUAAACUGACUUUCAUUUUAA